AUGUCUUACGAUAAACAGCCACCACCAUAUCCACCUUAUGGAGGUCCAUCUUAUCCACCUUACGCAGGUCCGUCUCAUCCACCUUACGCAGGUCAGUCUUAUCCAGCUUAUGGAGCUCCGGCUUAUUCAACUCCUGUUGCUGUUGCUAAUCCUUUUGUGGGACAAGCAGGACCUAAUGUCGGGAUUAUAAGAGAUUAUUUAGCUUGGUCUAUUAUAAAUUUGUGUUGUGGUUGGGGUUUUCUUGGAUUUAUACCAUUAGUGUUUUCAAUUCUAUGUCGAAACAGUAAAAGUGUGAAUAAUUAUAAUCAAGCACGAACAAUGAGUACAUGUGCAUUAGUAUCAAAUAUUAUAGUUACUAUAGGAGGAGUUAUUGGAUGGAUUACAUUUAUUAUUUUUAUGGGACUUUACAUAGGUGCUGCUUCUCAUUUCAGUUAUAAUUAA
Adineta steineri is the source of this 441-nucleotide messenger RNA. Lineage: Eukaryota; Metazoa; Rotifera; Eurotatoria; Adinetida; Adinetidae. The record is from the annotation of a GenBank genome assembly.